This is a messenger RNA of Cyphellophora europaea CBS 101466, 1887 nucleotides long. RefSeq lists its product as uncharacterized. Lineage: Eukaryota; Fungi; Ascomycota; Eurotiomycetes; Chaetothyriales; Cyphellophoraceae. The coding region runs from base 1 to 1887 and encodes 628 amino acids. Gene Ontology annotation, molecular function: hydrolase activity, acting on carbon-nitrogen (but not peptide) bonds. The transcript has 3 exons. The record is from RefSeq and is a predicted model, not a curated record. Gene Ontology annotation, biological process: carbohydrate metabolic process.
AUGGCUGAGGGUCAUUCAUUUCUUGGUCUGGAAGGGCGUCAUGUCUUCAUUACAGGCGGAGCCGGAGGUAUUGGGGUAGCUGCCACGAAGGAAUUCCUUGCAAACGGCUGUUUCGUGACCGUGUUUGAUCGUAAAGACCCGGUAUUCGGCACGUGGAUGCUUCCCAGCGAACAGCAAGCAAAGGUCUUCUUCGUAGAGGGUGAUCAGACGUCGGAAGCAUCUGUCGACAAGGCGUUCAAGACCUCCACCAGCCAGUUUGGCCCUCCGUGUAUACUCAUUGCCAACGCUGGCGUUACUGACGAGAGCACACAUCCUCCAAUAUGGGACAUUGAUGCAGAGAAGUACGACAAGGUUCAUGCUGUGAAUGUGAGAGGGGCUUUCCUAAUGGUGAAGCACUUUCUCCGAACUGUCAAGCAGCACCAGGAGCUAGCUGGCAGAGAGCUUGAGAACGUGUCGGUUGUUAUCACUGGCUCCGAGACUGGCGUCUUUGGGCAAGAAGGGCACGUCGAAUACGCAGGAGGAAAAGCUGGCCUGCAAUACGGCUUCGUACGUACAGUGAAGAACGAAAUAGUGCGUUUGAAUUCUAGGGCCCGCAUCAAUGCUGUUGCUCCUGGUUGGGUCAAUACUUCUCUAAUCGGUGACAGGCUUGCCGAUCCUAAAGAGAUGUGGGCCGAAUGUCAGGCAACGGUGGCUCUGAAGAAGAUUGCAGAGCCAGAGGACGUUGCUCGAGCCAUGGCAUUCCUCGCCAGCCAUAGAGCAGCAGGUCACAUCUCUGGGGUUUGCCUGGAGGUCACCGGCGGUAUGGAAGGCCGAGUGGUCUGGCGAGAGGCUCAGGUUCUGGAUCGAGAGUCAGCCGAUACAAAGGCGUUCACAGUUCCUCAGUCCCUCGCACCACCGAAACGCCGCAGACGACUUCGUAUAUGCCUAUCUGUCGAUUUCGAUGCCAUAAGCGGCUAUCUCGGCACGGGACACGACCCAAGCAAUACUCUGGCAGACUACUCGGCAGGCCUCUUCAGUGCGAAUGUUGGAGUGGGACGGCUGCUGACUCUUUUCAAGAAGCACGGCAUCUCAGAUAAGCUGACCUGGUUCAUCCCAGGUCACAGCCUAGAGACCUUCCCAGACCAAGCCCGUGCUAUCGUUCAGAGCGGCUGUGAAGUUGGCCUGCACGGGUACAGCCACGAAGGAGCAUACGCUAUGACUGUAGAGCAAGAACGAGACGUGCUCGAAAAAUGCAUACAGCUCGUGACGAACCUGCAGGGCGGUAAGAGGCCUUUGGGAUACCGAGCUCCUCUGUACCAGAUUCGAGAAACCACGGUCCAGCUCCUGCAAGAAUACGAUUUCCUUUACGACACAAGUAUGAAUGCACACGAUUCAUUGCCAUACUUCCUGCACAAUCCAUUCCCUGGAGAUCCGCCUCACGUGCCUGACUACAAGGAGAAGGCCAGCACAUGGAUGAAGCCAACGCCCAUCCUUGCCCAACCAGUGCGUGGUACCACUGAGGCACACAAAGCCUUGGUCGAGGUUCCCGGAAGCUGGUACACUGAAGACAUGACUCCUUUGGGCUUCUACCCGUACCUGCCAUCCACCCAGGGCUAUGUCAGCGUUGACGUGGUCUCGAAGAUCUGGUGGGACCGCUUCGACUGGCUGUGGGAGAACGAGAGUUGGCUCGAUGAUGGUCCUGGCAAAGGUUACGGAAGCAUUUAUCCGAUGAUCUGGCAUCCGGAGAGUGCUGGAAGAGCUCAUAUUGUGGGUAUGAUUGAUUCGUUCAUUGCAAAGCUAGUGAGCAGGAUGGAUGCUGCAGAACCUGGAGAGAUCACUUUUGAGACGAUGGAAGCGGUGGCGUCCAGCUGGAAACAGGCGCCAGAUCCACAGAUAGCAUCAGCUUGA